Molecule: messenger RNA, 750 nt
Organism: Oikopleura dioica
Lineage: Eukaryota; Metazoa; Chordata; Appendicularia; Copelata; Oikopleuridae
Source: the annotation of a GenBank genome assembly
AUGGAUUAUGAUUCGAUAUUUAAAAAGCUAACGAGAGGGGCAAAAUUCGAUCGAAAAAAGUACAGAGAGGAUGCUGAAAAUUUAGGCAUCAUUCCAAAGAAAGCACCAAAGCUCGAAGAAAACAUAAAAGAAGAUGACCCUAAGAAAGGCAUUUUUGUGACAAAUAUGAAUGCUGAAGAUGAUUCGACUUACCCUCUGCUAUCAGAUUUCAACGGUGUCAACAAGGCGAUUAAAAACAAUCUGAAAGAAGUUCUACGUUGGGAAAAUCCGACGAGAAUUCAAAUGGCGGCAAUUCCUAUCUUACGAGCUGGAAAGAACUGUGUUUGCACCGCGGCAACUGGAAGUGGAAAGACAGGCGCGUUCAUGAUCCCUGUUAUUGAGAAGCUUUUGAAGAUCGGGCGCAAGAAUAUCAAGGACACUCUUUUCACCAUCGUCUUAUCGCCCUCGCGCGAGUUGGCCGAGCAAAUCGGCGGCGUUGGACGAGCUCUUGCACGAGGCCUCUGGCCGAAAAUAUCAGACACAAGUCAGAGCGAUAGAAACAUUCAAAGCUGUCAUAUUCUCUGUGGAACGCCGAAUCGAAUCAUUAAUAUGUUGGAUAGCAAAGAACUCGAUCUGUCGAAGUGUCAAAUGAUCGUUCUUGACGAGUGCGAUAAAAUGUUGGAAAUCACGAAUAAACUCAACCCUGACGAUCCAAAGAGCUUUUCGGCACAAGUUAACAUACUAAGAUCACAGGAAUGGGUCUUAUUCUAG